Messenger RNA from Juglans microcarpa x Juglans regia, 652 nucleotides. RefSeq names its product protein cornichon homolog 1-like. Bases 124 to 573 code for a protein of 149 amino acids. The transcript has 4 exons. Gene Ontology annotation, biological process: vesicle-mediated transport. The record is from RefSeq and is a predicted model, not a curated record. NCBI's taxonomy places the organism in Eukaryota, Viridiplantae, Streptophyta, Magnoliopsida, Fagales, Juglandaceae.
CAAACUUACAAUAUUUCAUUUCACUGGGAAAAAAUCUCCCUCCAAUUGCUCUCUUCACUGGCACAUAUACAGAUCCCUUCCUACUUUCCAAAAUUCCAGUUCUGAAAACAAAGCGCGUCGACGAUGGAGCUCAACUUGUGGGCUUUCUGCUAUCUCGUUCACUUAGCUAUCAUGGCGUCCACCUAUUAUCAGCUUGUUAUCUUGUCGGACUUGGAGGGUGACUACAUAAACAUUUACGAUACAGCAUCUCUCAUUAAUUGCAUGACUGCCCCCGAGUUCAUUGCACAGGGAAUCCUGUCUGCCAUUUUCCUCGUAACAUGCCAUUGGUUCAUGUUUCUGAUGACAGUUCCCCUUACUUGCUAUCAUGUGAGGCUGUUUUUGAAGCAGCAGCAUCUUAUUGAUGUCACCGAUGCAUUCAGAUUUCCUUCUGCUGAGAAGAAGUUUCGUUUGAUCAAGUUUGGUUUCUACUUAGUGGUCUUUGCAAUAAUCACCUUCAGGCUGGCGUUAUCUGUUUUCAACUUUUUAAGUGAUGAAGAAUAUGAUUUGUAUUUGUUUCAACUGUCAAAAAGUUGAGCAGUAUGGCUACUCAUUGUAAGUCUGUUUCUUGUAAAUUUCUUCAAUACAAAAAAUAAAAUAAUAAAUGAAUUCAAGC